AUGCCCCGGAAGCAUAAAACCGCUGCCACUGUUGCAGAAAAUCGCGAUGCUCAGCGCAGGUCCAGAGCUCGGCGGCAAGAGCUGAUUGCGGAUCUGCAGAGUCGGCUUGAGGAAUACGAGCGGAUGGGCGUGGAGGCCUCUAUUGAGAUGCAACGCGUUGCCCAGGCCGUCAGCGUCCAGAACCAACGCCUGAAGGACUUGCUUGGCGUCUACGGGGUCUCGGACUGUGAAAUUGAACGAUACCUGUCCUCCCCGGAGGAACACCAUCGGGCAUUAAAUGCAGGAUAUCGGUGCAAUAGUUGUGGACGUUUAUUACUUGGGACAACCAAAAAGAGUGCCAUGCCGACGGACGAUACGCUUCAGGGCUCAUCGUGGCCAGCACCAAGCAUGAAUGAAGACGCGGUGCCAAUGGUGUCAAAUCUAAUUGUCCCGACAGCUGGCCGAAAUCAGCCAUCAUCUACCGAGCCACUUUUGGAACUGAUACAGCCUCGGGAGGAUGACGGAGAAGUCUUGUUGCUUCGUGAAGAGGAGCCAACAUCUCAUCACGAAAUACGUGAGACGGACGGGGCUGGCAAUACAGCAGCUUCCAGUUCCUCAGCGCCAACAGACGUGCUCUCGCCGCUCUCUGACUCUUUCGAUUCAUCAAAUUCCAUCGUCCAUUCUGGCAACCGAUCUGAGCCUCUGGAAACAUCGUGCGACAAAGCUGCAGAAAUACUUGUCGAAUUUCACAGCCAGACAGACCCAUCGUGGGCUCGUUCCGCACUGGGGUGUCAUGGGGAUAACAGCUGCUCUGUCAAGAACACCAAGAUCUUUCAACUCAUGGAUCACAUUCACUAG
Molecule: messenger RNA, 837 nt
Organism: Fusarium odoratissimum NRRL 54006
Lineage: Eukaryota; Fungi; Ascomycota; Sordariomycetes; Hypocreales; Nectriaceae
Exons: 2
Coding region: 1-837 (278 amino acids)
Biological process (GO): regulation of DNA-templated transcription
Molecular function (GO): DNA-binding transcription factor activity
Source: RefSeq, a predicted model, not a curated record